Musa acuminata subsp. malaccensis (wild Malaysian banana) is the source of this 1611-nucleotide messenger RNA. The record is from RefSeq and is a predicted model, not a curated record. NCBI's taxonomy places the organism in Eukaryota, Viridiplantae, Streptophyta, Magnoliopsida, Zingiberales, Musaceae.
UCGGGUCUCUGGGUGGCAUCUCGGCCUUCUCCUCGCCUCCCGGGAUCGAAGCCGUCGCGCGUGUUCUUUACGCCGGCCGAUCGAGGACGACGGAGGGCUCCUUGUAGGGUUCCGUGGUUUCUUGUGGAUCCCUCGUGGGUUGUUUAGGGGUUGGUUCGGGGAGGGCAAGAAGGGUGAGAAGGAGGGUGGCCAUGAGGUUGAUCGGGGAGAUCUCCUACGUUCGGAAUGAGGAGGAUAAGGAGAACGAGGGGGUGCCGCCGAUGUCGCUUCCGCCUCCGCCGCAGCAGACGCUCGUCGUGGGGUAUGCUCUGACGUCGAAGAAGGUCAAGAGUUUCUUCCAGCCGAAACUGGAAGCAUUGGCCAGGAAGAAAGGAAUUGUGUUUGUCGCCAUUGACCAGAGCCAGCUUCUUCUAGAUCAAGGUCCUUUUGACAUUAUUCUACACAAGUUGACUGGAAAAGAGUGGCAACAAGUUCUGGAGGAUUAUAUGGAAAAUCAUCCGGAAGUUACUGUCCUUGACCCACCAGCUGCCAUACAACGUUUGUACAAUCGCCAAUCGAUGCUUCAGGAUGUAGCUGAUUUGAAUUUAUCAAACUGCUAUGGCAGAGUUGGCACUCCCAGGCAACUAGUUAUCACCAAAGAUUCAUCAUCGAUCCCGGAUGCAGUUAGCAGAGCUGGACUUGCUCUACCAUUGGUCGCCAAACCAUUGGUGGUUGAUGGAAGUGCAAAGUCACACGAAUUAUCACUUGCCUAUGACGAAUUCUCCUUGUCAAAGCUUGAUCCUCCCUUUGUUCUUCAAGAAUUCAUUAAUCAUGGUGGUGUUCUCUUCAAGGUCUAUAUUGUUGGAGAGGCAAUAAAGGUUGUUCGCCGAUUUUCCCUCCCUGAUGUCAGUAAGCGCGAACUAUUAAGCAGUACCGGUGUCUUUCAGUUUCCCAGGGUUUCUUGUGCAGCAGCAUCCGCAGAUGAUGCCGACUUGGACCCUAGCAUUGCUGAGCUUCCUCCAAGGCCAUUGCUUGAGAAGCUUGCUAGGGAGCUCCGUCGUCGUCUGGGUCUUCGAUUAUUCAACAUAGACAUAAUAAGAGAGCAUGGGACAAGGGACGGGUUUUAUGUCAUCGAUAUCAACUAUUUUCCAGGUUACAGCAAAAUGCCAGGAUAUGAUCACAUAUUUAUCGACUUCCUUGCGAGCAUGGCUCGUAGCAAGUACAAAAAACGACUAAGCAGCAGCAACUGACCAGACCAUAUAUAUAUAUAUAUAUAUAUGGCUUGUGACUGCUGCUUGCUUGUCAAUGAAAUGCUGGUGAAUAUGAUGAUGAUGAUGAUCCAAAUGCCACCAAGAUUCACAAUCUAAAAGAGCCUCUGAUGACCGGAUUAUGAAUCUGGAUGGUUGCAUUACGCAGACAAAAAAAAGUGCUGAUCACUGAUGUCACUGCAUGCUGGUUUGUUUAUCAAACGCAUUCCACCCCUUAAUUUCUUUUUUUGCUUGCUCAUUUGCUAGUGAGAUGGCUGAUGGUUCCAUUCAAUGGUAACAUGAUCCAUGUAAUCCCAAUUUCCCAACACUAUGCAGUGGCUUUGUGAUGACCAAUAAAUUUGUUGUCUGAAUGCCUUUUUGUAAA